AAAAGUUAUUUGCUAACUCAACCACGUGACCGAAUACGAGUUUAAAUAAAGGCUUGACGCUUUGAUAGAAUUUACUGAAUAUAUAGACUUAGGCUGUCAGGGGACAACUUUAAUCGAGUUGAACACACAUACAACCAAGAUGUCGAAACUGAACUGCUAUACCGUAUUGUUCCUGGUCGUUGUUGUACUCUAUAGGGCUCAUGAUGGUAACGUUAACGCUGAAACAUACGGGGAUGCCGGCCUCACUAGUAGCCACGCAAGAUGGUGUACGAUAUCUAACGCUGAAGAACAAAAAUGUGUGGCGAUGAAGAACGCAUUUAGCGCAAAGGGAUGGUCGCCAAAUUUACAGUGUGUCUUGGCCGACGACAAGUACGACUGCAUGAGACGUAUAGAGGCAAAUGAGGCAGAUCUCAUGACAUUGGGGGACACUCAGGUCUAUUCCGCGGGUCGAUAUUUCAACAUGGUACCCGUAAUGGCAGAAAAAUAUUCAGAAUCUGUUGAUGCGGGUACUUUCCGAUACAAGGCCGUGAUAGCUGUAAAGACCUCGGACACUACAAUUAACACACUUGCCGAUCUGAAAGGGAAGAAAUCGUGUCAUACAGGCGUUGGAAGAACCGUGGGCUGGGCCAUACCGGUGGCUGCAUUAUUUGAACAGAAAUUGAUGGAAAUUAAAGAUUGUGAUAACAAUGUCAAAUCUGUAGCAAACUUUUUUAGCCAAAGCUGUGCGCCUGGAGCUUUUGAUGACUUCUACAAUCCAGAUAAAGACAACCCUCAGAAGAUUUGCGGUGGGUGUUCUCAGACAGGCUGCCCAUUAGAUCCAUCGGAAACAUAUAUGGGAUACGUAGGUGCAUUUGCUUGCCUUAAGGACGGCAAGGGAGAUGUUGCUUUUAUUAAACAUUCUACUGUUGAAGAUGCCAAAGCAGAUGCCAGAUUUACAAAUCUAAAUGAGCAAGAUUACCAACUUCUAUGUCCUGAUGGGACUCGAAAAUCCAUGAGUGAGUGGGACAGCUGUAACUGGGCAGUCCGCACCUCAAAUACAAUUAUGACGAGACCAGAUGCAGCGAUCGCCGAUUUCAAGCACCUACUUCAAAAAGCAUCAGCGGCAUUCGCUAAUAACCCACAGGAGCCAUUCAACUUGUUUAACUCCAGCGCCUAUGGAGGACAGAAUCUUUUAUUUAGUGAUGACACGAAAUCACUAACUGACGUAGGAUCAGCUAACAGCUAUGACAAAUACCUAGGAAGCGGAGCCAACCGGACGAUGGAAUGGUACCGGCCGUGCCGCAAGCCAACGACCUGGUGCGUGACAUCAACGCCUGAGAUGAAUAAGUGCAGACGUAUGGGAGCAGCACUAGCAUCCUCCAAAAUUGACAUGCAGUUCUCUUGUAUUCUCGGAACAAAUUCCAAGCAAUGCAUGGAGAUGAUACAACAGAAAAAAGCUGAUCUUGUCAAUGUUGAUGGUGGUGAUGUCUUCACCGGGGGCAAAUACCACGACCUGAAGCCUAUAGUGGCUGAAAAUUAUGGUUCUGGAGCUGACGAGGCCACCAGUUACUACGCAGUUGCUGUUGUGAAGAAGUCUUCCACCAUAACAAACCUUGCUGGGCUCAGAGGCAAGAAGUCUUGUCACACUGGAAUCGGUAAAACAUCUGGCUGGAAUGUCCCAGUUGGUACACUGAUAGAGAAGAAUUUAAUAUCUGUGAAAGGUUGUGAUAUCCCUCAUGCUGUUGGGGAUUUCUUCGCACAGAGUUGUGCCCCAGGUGCUCUUGAUGCAGCAUACAACCCUUCAGGCACCAACCCCGCCAACUUAUGUGCCCAAUGUGGACCCAACAACUGUAAGCGCAAUAACGUCAAUAAGUACUAUGGCUACACCGGAGCUUUGAGAUGUUUAGUUGAAACUGACGCUGAUGUUGCUUUCAUCAAGCAUUCAACAGUGCCUUCCAACACUGAUGGUAAAAACAUGGACGACUGGGCAAAGACUUUGAAGUCCUCUGACUUCGAACUUCUAUGCCGUGAUGGAGGGAGGAAGGCAAUAACAGAAUGGCGCACGUGUAGUCUUGCUCGAGUCCCAAGCCACGCCAUUUUGACAUCCAAAACACGCCCUGCUGAAGAUUCUCGUCAUUGGUGGAUACUUCUCAACCGAGGUCAAAUCCGAUUUGGUACAGACAAUACUAAUUUCAAGAUGUUCGAUUCUGGAUCCGCUGGUAGCAAUCUGAUGUUCAGCGAUAGCACGACUACUCUGACCAAAGUAGACUCCACCUAUCAGGACUUUUUAGGGGCAGAAUAUGCUAAAAUUGCAGAUACUCUGGAUCACUUCAAGUGCUCUGUGUCUGGUGCCCCAUCAACUGCGUCGUCUUUGGUUUCCUUGUGUGUCAUAUCCAUUAUGGCAUACAUUGGAUUCCAAAUCCAGUGAGUCGUCUCUGGAAAUUGGUGGAAUCGUGUCCAAGCCUAGUCAGAUGCUAGCUUGCCUACAUCGCCAAUGUCGGCACUAUCAACAGUGCUAUUCGACUCCAUGCGAAACCAGCGAAUGAGAUUGCGUGGUGAGAAACCACCAACUCGAUGCGUGACUGCAAAGAAUCAGUACGCAUGUGCAAUGGACUAUGAUGAUCUGAAAACGUUAUGCCUCAAGAGAUUUGAGCAUCACAAUGUCACUCGUACCAUGGACCUCUAUCCCGGGGAUUCACUUACAAAGAGUUGACCAUAUAAAAAGACAAACUUUCUUUAUUCCGUAACAAUAUACCAUUACAAAUGAAAUACUCAAUCAAUUCAAUUUAGAAGUCUUUUACGAACAUUUCUUCACUUUUUACCAAUUUUUAUUCAAUUACAAUUUGGUUUCAUUGUGCCUCGUGAGCACUAGUCGCCUAUAAGAUGGCAUAUCUUCAAAAACCAUUCCAUUUCCUAACAAUUUGAUCUGAAACUGAUAUGAAACUGAUACUUUCAUCUCUUUGUACAUAUUUUAUAAUGUCUAUAUCGUAUUUUUUCCUUUGGUUUGGGAUAUUUUUAACUUCCCAAGAUGACUGAGGCCGAGUAGUAAUGAUGUCAUCGAUAUAUCUAUUUCCCAUUCGAUUUGAUUCGAACUGCGAGAAGUCGCAGCGACCUCAAGUGAUAGGAUCCAAUUAAAUGUGUAUACAACAUUUAAUUAUGAUAACCUGGAUAUACGACCUGGCCAGGAAUAAAAAGGAAUGUAAACUUUUGUAAUUAAGCUUGCUUUAGAAUCCAAAAUAAUAUCUUUUUCUAUGUACUCGUAUAACGGCACGAUGUUUAUAACAUUUGUAUACAGCUUCUCCUUUUGUAAACGUAAUGUUUGUUGACACAUGAACAGAAUAAAUCUUAAAUCUGGAAUCCAAA
Molecule: messenger RNA, 3342 nt
Organism: Owenia fusiformis
Lineage: Eukaryota; Metazoa; Annelida; Polychaeta; Sabellida; Oweniidae
Source: the annotation of a GenBank genome assembly